Messenger RNA from Musa acuminata subsp. malaccensis (wild Malaysian banana), 2244 nucleotides. Its product is annotated as UDP-glycosyltransferase 73C4. NCBI's taxonomy places the organism in Eukaryota, Viridiplantae, Streptophyta, Magnoliopsida, Zingiberales, Musaceae. Gene Ontology annotation, molecular function: UDP-glucosyltransferase activity. The record is from RefSeq and is a predicted model, not a curated record.
AUGUCGCGUGGGGUCAACAGAGCUGCCUAAUUUGACACGUCACUAAUGGAAAGUUCGCUCCGUGUCCUCCCAGACAUGGAGCCCACACGUCACGUCAGUAGUGCCCUGUGUGGCCCACUUCGCAGGAGCCAGACACUCUGGGCAGAGAAGAAGCGUUGACGUGUGCACCGGAGUGUCGCCGGAAGCGUGUGGGGCAAGCAGUUCUACUAAGCUUUUCUUGCAGUAGGUAGAAUGCAUUAGCGCGUUGCAGCUUUUCCUACGCACGCCACACCCUACGUAGACAUGCCCGAUCGAGCUCCAUGUCCUCGCCAGUCGCUGUUGCUGCCAAGUCGGUCGGUGGAGGUAGAGACCACAAAACUUGAACAUGAAGGAGUUGACUACGAAGUCGUCUUCGCGAGGGAAGAAGAAUGGCAUCUGAGAAUGGAAUCUCGGUGGUCCAAAUGCCCCAAGCAUCACCGCCGGCUUGUAAGACGAAACGCUUCUGCGAGCGCAAUCCAAUUCAGCUUCUUCCUCCUCCUGUAAAGAUCGUAGCAGCACUUCGCUUGCUAUUAGAUCUCUCUCUAUAUAUACGUAUCUCAAAUCCUCUGCUUCAGCUUCAAUCGUCGACCCUGACCAGCUACAUAUAGCUAAAGUAAGACGGUCAUCCAUGGACGAGAUCUUGGUGGUGCCGUUCCCGCACGCGGGGCACAUCUUCCCGGCCACCCAACUCAGCGCUCACCUGGCCCGCCGCAAUUACAAGGUCACCCUCCUCCUCCCCUCCUCCUCCUCCGCCUCCUCUCCUCCCCACCCUCUCGUCCGAAUCGUUGACUUCUCCCUUCCCCCCACUAACCGCAUCCAGCCCCAGCUCCUGGAGGACACCCUCCACGACCUCCUCGCCGGAAUCUUCCAGCAUUUCGGCUUAGAACACCACCACGACGCCUCCUUUCCUUCCUCUCUUCCUCGUAAACCUCCCCUCUGCGUCAUCGUCGACGACAUGAUCAGCGGCCUCAUCGACACCUGCGUCCAGCACCGGGUCCCGGUCGUCAGCUUCUUCACUUCUGGCGCCUGCGCGGCCGCUCUCGACCACGCAACCUGGGAACUCUCACCGGAGGACUUCGCCUCCGCUCCCCUCUCCACCGCCGUCACCAUCCCGGAUCUGCCCGCCGAGAUGGCCCUUACUACCUCCGACAUCAGCAGCCGGCACCAGCCCUUCGGCGGGCCCGGCAGCGUCGGUGGGCCCCGACGACGGAGGGGGAUAGCUGGGGCGGACGGUGCGGUCGCGCUGCUUGUCAACACGUGCGACGAGCUGGAGCGUCCCUUCCUGGAUUACGUCGCCAAGAAGGCGGGGAAGCCAACGUGGGGCGUGGGCCCGCUGCUGCCGGACCAGUUCUGGGCGGCGGCCGGACCGGUGCGAGAUGGCGAGGUCCGAUCGGGACACGAGUUCGGCGUCGACGAGAAGGAGCUGGUGGAGUGGUUGGACGCGAAGCCGCCGAGGUCGGUGAUCUACGUCUCGUUCGGGUCACUGGUGAGCCCCGCGGACGACGAGCUUUCCCAGCUCGCGGCCGCUCUGGACGAGUCGAACCGACCCUUCCUCUGGGUCAUGCAGACCAAGUCGAGGAAGUUUGACCCGGCGGGGCAACCGAUAGAGGACACCGGCGACGGUGGUAACGGCUUCUUUUCCGCAGAGGCGGUGGCGAGGCGAACCGAGGGGAGGGGGCGGGGGAUGGUGAUCCGGGGGUGGGCGCCGCAGCUGCUGAUCCUGGGCCACCCGUCGGUAGGGGGUUUCGUGAGCCAUUGCGGGUGGAACUCUACGGUGGAGGCGCUGGUGUGUGGGGUGCCGAUGUUAACGUGGCCGGUGCGAGGGGAUCAGCACCACAACGCUAAGCUGGUGGUGCGCCGCCUGGGGACCGGAUGCGCGAUCCGCGACUCCGAGAACUGCAGCUCAGCGGCGGCUUUGACGAAGGAAGACGUGGUGGCGGGGAUCGAGAGGGUGAUGGUCGACGAUGGCAUCAGGCAGCGCGCGGCUUCGGUGCGGGCCGUCUUCGCCGGCGGGUUUCCUGAGAGCUCAACCUCUUCCUUGGAUGACUUUUUGGCGUCACUCUCGUUAGAGUAGCUGUACUAAUUCAGCUUCCUUAGAGCAAAUCCCUCACUAUCCUUUCCCCAUCUCAUCAUACCUUCAGAGGGCGAGAGGAGGGGAAGUGUGUCGCGUAGAGAUGUCAAAAUAUCGUUGUGCCUAUCGAUUGAAUGCAAGUCACUUUCUUCUCA